AUGCUCGAGGACGAAGUGAUGCUCGAGGACGAAGUGAUGCUCGAGGACGAAGUGAUGCUCGAGGACGAAGUGAUGGUCGAGGACGAAGUGAUGCUCGAGGAAGAAGUGAUGCUCGAGGACGAAGUGAUGCUCGAGGACGAAGUGAUGCUCGAGGACGAAGUGAUGCUCGAGUGA
Anthostomella pinea is the source of this 174-nucleotide messenger RNA. The record is from the annotation of a GenBank genome assembly. Lineage: Eukaryota; Fungi; Ascomycota; Sordariomycetes; Xylariales; Xylariaceae.